Molecule: messenger RNA, 975 nt
Organism: Musa acuminata subsp. malaccensis (wild Malaysian banana)
Lineage: Eukaryota; Viridiplantae; Streptophyta; Magnoliopsida; Zingiberales; Musaceae
Product: ras-related protein RABB1c
Biological process (GO): vesicle-mediated transport
Cellular component (GO): Golgi apparatus
Molecular function (GO): GTP binding; GTPase activity
Source: RefSeq, a predicted model, not a curated record
ACCUUUGUCACGGUGGGAGUAAGCGACAGCCAAAUAACGACCUUAAAAUACGAACGAGAGAGGCUGGCCGACGCGUUCACCCCUCUCUCGACGCAAACCCGACAGGAGGGGAGAUUUCGGGGGGAAUUGGGAUCCCAUCGCGAUGUCGUACGCGUACCUCUUCAAAUACAUCAUCAUCGGCGAUACAGGAGUGGGGAAAUCAUGUCUUCUUCUGCAAUUUACGGACAAGCGUUUCCAACCAGUACAUGACUUAACAAUUGGUGUUGAAUUUGGAGCCAGAAUGAUAACCAUUGACAACAAGCCCAUCAAGUUGCAGAUCUGGGACACGGCAGGUCAGGAAUCGUUUAGGUCAAUUACCAGAUCCUAUUAUAGAGGUGCAGCUGGUGCACUGCUUGUCUACGACAUCACUAGGAGGGAGACAUUCAAUCAUCUUGCAAGCUGGCUCGAAGAAGCAAGGCAACAUGCCAAUUCUAAUAUGACAAUCAUGCUAAUUGGUAACAAAUGUGACCUGGCUCACAGAAGAGCUGUCAGCACUGAGGAAGGAGAACAAUUUGCCAAAGAGCAUGGAUUAAUCUUCAUGGAGGCCUCAGCAAAAACUGCACAGAAUGUUGAGGAGGCAUUUAUUAGCACUGCAGCAACAAUAUACAAAAAAAUCCAGGAUGGCGUGUUUGAUGUAUCAAAUGAGUCAUAUGGAAUCAAAGUCGGAUAUGGAGGAACUGCAGCUCCAUCAGGGGGAAGGGAUGGGUCCUCAGCUCAAGCUGGUGGUUGCUGCAGUUGAGCUCCUGCAUCAGAAAAAGAAAUCCUGCAGCCGAUACUAUUCCUUAUUUGUUAUCGGUAUCCUCCUAAUUGAUAUACUGUGUUUGCUGGUUGUUGGUUCCAUCUAGAUGCUGGAGUGUUGAAUGUGCAGCAUGGCAGACAUUAUAUCAUCCCCAUGUACGUCUAUCAUGGCGAUCCACCAGUUAAUGCCCACUCAUU